Messenger RNA from Paramuricea clavata, 5114 nucleotides. The record is from the annotation of a GenBank genome assembly. NCBI's taxonomy places the organism in Eukaryota, Metazoa, Cnidaria, Anthozoa, Malacalcyonacea, Plexauridae.
GCCAGACGAGAGAAGUAUUUCCAGAAUAGUGAAAAUCACUUGAGCACGGGUUUAAGCAGCAUAUUGUGUGGUCCCACAAAUAAUACGUGCAAUGCAAUUGCUAAUCAUUGUUAUAUAGGAGGUCAAGGAGGAUUUGAUGCGCUCUGUAAAGAAAUUUAUAAAUUAAAUCUUGAUUACAAAUUUUAUAGACGCCGCCAUAUUGUCGCUGACGUCACAAUCUCAAUGCAUUCUGCGCAGACUCGAAUACUGUGAGAAAAACAAAAUAUAAAAUAUCAUGGUGACGGUGAAGUGCUUAUCUUUCCUUAUUUCUUGUUCGUUUUUUGCGAAAAUGUUGACAGCAGAGUGUUUUUCUUUGUCUCAAAUACGCUCAUGAAACAUACAGGAGUCAGGCGGAAUAAAGGUCGCGGAAAAAAGAAGAAAAAGACUCGACGGACUAAACAAUACAAAUUGUUGUGUUGACCGAGGUGUUGACAUUGUUCGGGUAAAAUAUUGUUAUAUUCGCUGUUGUAAAACUUGAUGACUCUGUCAUAAGAUGAUGUUAUGUUUUUGUUCAUUUUGAAGGCUAAUACUAUCCGUCUUGUUGAACAUUAUAGUUUAAUAAGAUAGGGUUGGAAUAGACCGUGGGGAAAUGCCUAAGAUUGAACAGAAUAGGUGGUCGUGCAAGCACUGUACGUACGAUAAUUUUCCUGCUUCUACAAAAUGUGCCUUGUGUAUGUGCAAGCGAGAAGAUGACGAUUUAGAUCAGAAUUUAAACGACUGUAUUCAAGAAGAAAGCGUUCCUGAGAGUGACAAAAAUAAAUGUUCUGAAACUGCUGACCAAGUUGAUUUGCUUCAAGGCCGUUGGGCUUGCUUGUCUUGUACUUAUCUAAAUUGGGAAAACUCUGUGAAAUGUGUAAUGUGUACGAAUGAAAGGCCAAAUGACUUUGUACCUCGGUCUGAGACCAUAGAUUCAUUGGCAAAAAAUCAGCCUGAGAAGCAUGAUGAUCUGACUGUGAACAACAAUGAGAAAAACAAAUCAAUUUCUAAGAAUAAACAGAAAUGGACAUGCCCACAGUGUACAUUUGAAAACUGGAACCAAUCAAAAAAAUGUUCUUUAUGUUGCUGUCAAAAACCAAAGCCUGAUGAAUCUGUGAUUUUGAACACAAAAAACUCGCAGAAUGUUUUAAAUUUGAAAAAGAGCGGACGUCAGAGAGCCAGACCUAUGAAAGGUAAAUCUGUUGCAGCUGCUAUUCAACCAAUCACAAGCGAGGAUGAAGAACAGUUGAUCUAUGGACUAUCUGCAACAAGCAUAUCGGCUGUUUCACAAAUAAAGAACAAUUUAAAGGAAUCUGAUUGGAUGUGGCUAAGUGCUUGUAUCGGAGUGGUUGAAGGGGAACCAUCAUCUGUCAAGAUGUUUCUUUCGUCUGGUGGUAGUGCAGCUCGAAAGUUGACAUCUGAUGAAGUUUUAGUUUUAAAUCGUCCUGGUGUGUUUGAAGUUGGGGACACCUUGGUUCAUUUGGCGAUACGAUAUCAUCAAGAUGAUCUUCUUACGAUAAUGGUACCACAUGAGGUAUCAAGGAAGACAUUUAAACGGAUGCCGUGCCAUGUUAGCCCAGAUCUUGCAGCAAGUGUUCGGAAACAGGCAGCACAAGGUUUAAGGCAAAGGAAAGGAGACUGGCCAUGUUAUUUCUAUACAGAUUUAGUUACAUUCACUUUGCCUGGUGGUAAGAAAUUAUCAUUUUAUUGUGUUUUAUGUUAUCAAUUAUAUGAAGGCACAGUGGGUCAUUCUAGAAAAAGUUGAAGCCUCCCCCACAGAGAAAAUUAAAAGUUUACCUCUUUCAAACAUCCUAGUACAUUCUAUUACCAGAAGUAGAUUCCCUCCUCUUGAUGGUGUUGGAAAAAUGAUGUUGGGAAAAUACAUGAAAUUCUAUAUUAAUUAAAUUGAUAAAACUGAAAUUUCAUAGUCUACAUCACAUUUGAAAAAAUUCUCUUGUCCAAAUUAUUUUUUAAAGACCAUGUAAAGUCCGUUCUGCGCAUACGUUCUGCGCAGGCUUACAUUCCAAAUUAUGGUCGGGACCCGACCGUUGGAAUGUUUUUAAUAUUUUGUAUCUUUUGAACUUUCUUGAAUUGAAUCUCUAGUCUGUAUUCAUUUACAAGCAUAGCGAACCAGAAGAGUGUUAAAAAUUCAGUAUAAUGUGUAUCUAAUCAUAUUUUACAACUGUAGCACUGAGUUCAAAGCGUUUGUUUACAUUACAGACUUUACAUGGUCUUUAAGGGUUAACAAUUUAUGCAUUUUUAUUGUUUAUGUAAGAACUACAAGACUUUCCUGGUGCAGUUCAGCAAUAUGCCCUUGAUGAGGUUGUGGACCAAAAUGUUCAGCGAGGUUUGUAGACCUCUUUGUAUCAGGUCAUGUUAAGCCACCCACUGUAUUACUGCAGACAAGACUACAUUUUGAUUCAAAUUCCUAUUUGAUUAAAUUGCUUAUUGAGAAUGUUUUAUUAAUAAUUAGUUUUAGAAGUGGAAUCGAUUAUCAAUUGGAGUAUGGAAAUAACAAAUCAGUUUGACAGUCGUGUGUAUGCAUUGUGGAACAGAUCCGCUGGUGAUUGUCUGUUAGACUCAAUAUGUCAGGCGACAUGGGGGAUAUUUGAUCGUGAAAAUGCUUUGAGGAAUGCAUUGUAUGUCAGUUUGAGUGAAGGUGCUUCAAGGUAUGAACUCAACUUCCUUUAUAAAUAUCACAUUAUAUUGAAGGUCAUUGUUGCAAGUUGUUGUGUUUGUAUAAGGUCAAAUAAGCUAAAUACUUGCAUGUUAAUUAAGUUUAUUUUCUAAAGAAUAUUCACAUACUGUGCACAAGAAAAGAGGAAGAGAAAAAAAUGAUCUCAGUGAGUAUUUUUGUCCGCCAUGCAGGUUUUUUCCUCGUUGGAAGGAGUGGGAAGAAAUGCAAGCAACCAACAUGCAGUUCACAUUGGAUGAAGAUCAGUGGGAACAGGACUGGGCAUCAGUCCUUUCUCUUGCCAGCCAACCUGGGGCUUCGUUAGAGCAGAUGCAUGUGUUCGCCUUGGCUCAUAUUAUCCGUAGACCUAUCAUCAUUUAUGGUGUGAAGUUUGUGAGGAGUUUUCGAGGCGAGACCUUGGGACUGGCACGAUUUCAAGGUAGGUUGUGGACUGGUUAUCAGACUUUUGCUUCGACAUUGUGGACAGUUGUGAGGUCUGACUGAUCUAGAUACCCAUAAGUUACCAAGCAUAAGUUUGAGAAAUAAACUGAUGUGAUUUGGACUUUUAAGGUGUAUAUUUGCCCUUGUUGUGGGAGAAAAGUUUCUGUUGGAAAAGUCCAAUUGUUCUUGGCUACACAAGAGGACAUUUCUCGGCACUCGUUGCUAUGGAGACUGAACAACAUGGUGCUGGCGGUGCUGGUGCUCAUAUAGAUAACAGCGAUGAAAGUCACAUGACAUAUUUACCGCUGGUUGAUCAUGAAUGCAACCCGCUACCAGUGCAUUUUCUUAAUGGAGCUGAGGUAGGUACAUAUUUCAUACACAAGUUUAUUAAUAUCAUUUUAUAGUUUAACAGGUCCUUCAUUGAAAGCAGGCGAUAUAGCCUGACGAAGUAAACCUGUAUAAAUAUGUCAAUUAAUAAUAAUAAUAAACAAAACAAUGGUCUAUUCACCCUGUGGUUCACCAAAAUUCUCGCGGUUCUCGUUUGACAAGUGAAAGGUCAGGCGAAUUUCACCAGCCUAAAAUGAAAACCCCUGUCCUAUGCCCACUGCCCAAUUUCCCGUGCUGAAUUUCCUCAGUGAAUUUGCUUCGUAUUUCAUUGACAGUUUGUAUUAUUUAGCUUGGAAACGAGGAUCAAUUACUUCGUGAAUGGUUGGACUGCCACAUGACGAACGCUGGUAUAUUGGUGGCUGAACAACAAGCAACACCGAGAUCUGCACUGGUGAGUCAGUUAAUGGACGAAUGGUUGGAUAGGUAUAGGAAAAUGAACAAAAAACAAAGAGAUGGUAACGGAAAGACGUAAAUAAAGAGAGUUUUUGACUGCCUAGGAUUUUUUCAUUACAAUACAUGGAUUUACGUCUAUAAAGUAACCCUUUUUUGUGUGUUGUCGAGGUGGUAUCUGUUAGGUUGGUACACUCAGUUCAAUAGGCUGUUUAUCCAAUGUACCAACACUAAUCCCAAAUUUGAUUUGUAUAUGUGUAAUAUUUGGGUCGCUCUAAAAAAGCUCGUCUUGAUCAACUUUUUACUGUUAAAAUUUCUGGAAAUGAUGUCUAGGUGAAUGUUAGCAGUGAAAAACGAAUUUAGAAUUAAUCUAGUGACGUCAUAUCCUGCAACUUGAACCAAAAUAUUACACAUACCUAAGGUCGUAUCUGAGAUUAGUGGCAAUGUUAGAAUGUCAUGGCAAAGGAUAUUCUAUAUGAAGUUGGCGUGUUAUGUAACUGCGACCGAAUAUGAUGUUGGACAGUAACUAUUACUAUUAGGUUUAUUGUGUAUAUAAAUAUCCUGUAAAUAUCGAUCAAUCAUAUUUAGGUUUGUAGUUUAAAUAUUAAAACUUGUAGGAAAGUAUUUUAUAUCCAUUAUGAUCAAGUUGUAACUUCUUGUGGCCUCGAUAUAAAGUCCGUUUUCCACUACGCGAACUUUUUCUUUUUUCGGCAUCGCUCCUGCUGACGUGAUAAUGCUGACAAAUGAAGAAUUGGAAAACUUUGCGCGAAUGAAUUCGCCUAGUGGAAACAGGCGUUUGAACGUCCGAUCCGUAAAUUGUAAAUGCACCGCUCAUUUGGAUUUCAAAGUUAGCAGAACAUCGCAGCCUCCUGGUAUUUUUUACUCCCCCAUCCUUUGUCAAGGACCAUUGGUAGUUUAGCCAAUUGAUGUUACCAUCCUCUACUUGACCUCUUGGUUGCGUUAAAUGACAUCUACAGAAAGAACACGUAAUUCAUAUUGCAAUGUAUUAUCACAAAUCUCCAAAUAGAAGCCGCCCACCGUAUAUAUACAUUUAUCAUGAGUUUACCUAUACAGUACCUUACCAUAUUUCUAGUCGUCCCAGAAAAUGAUCUAGACCUGUUUAAUGCCGGUGGUGCAAUGACAGGUUUAACUUUCUCUGGUAUGAGAUUAGUACCUCGAGUUAAACUUCCCGGACACCAUGCCCUAA